AAUAAUUGAACCAUUUUGCUAUCUGAUUCUGAGCAAAUAAAUAUAAGAAAAGCAUCUCAAUAUUCCAUUGUUACUUUCAUUUCAAACUUAACAAACCAAAAAAUAGCAACGAUUUUCCACGAUGAGAGACAUGAAAGAUGCAGGUGCCUUGGGAGCCAAGACAGCACGAGCCUGCGAUAGCUGCAUAAGCAGAAGAGCAAGGUGGUUCUGUGCGGCUGAUAAUGCUUUUCUCUGCCAUGGCUGCGACACUUUGGUUCAUUCGGCCAACCAGUUAGCUAGCAGGCACGAAAGGGUUCGGCUUCAAACUGCAUCCUCCAAGGUAACCACCACCACCACACACGCAUGGCACAGUGGAUUCACACGCAAGGCAAGAACCCCACGUCACAACAACAACAAACACUUUGCACUGCAACAACGUCUCAAAGAAGAAGUUCUCUUCAACAACAGCAGUGUUCUUCCCCUGGUUCCGGAGAUGGGAGGGGAAGAACAAGAGCCCGUGGCUGUGGAUAAUGACGAGACGGAGGAACAGAUGCUUUGCCGCGUGCCCGUGUUCGACAAUUAUGAUGUGAGAACAGAUGACUUGGACAGUUUUUCCGACAUGGAUUUCGCGGAGUUUGCUGCUGAUGUUGAAAACCUACUUGAGAAAGAAGACGAUGAAGUAAGCGCGCGUGUGGGAGGGGGAGUUCAGGGUGCAAUGGCGAAGGUUAAGGAUGAAGAGGAUAUUGAUGGUGAUGUAGCGUGUUAUCUGGAGUCAGUUUUUGACAUGACGAACGAUGAUGCCUUUCAUUGGAAUAGCAUUGAGUCCGUGUUGUCAGAUGCACGGGAAAAGAAGGAGUGUGUGGUGGCGAGUGAUGGUGCUGUGGGUGAAGAAGGAGGAACAAAGAGAGACAUAUUUUUGAGACUUAACUACGAUGAGGUUAUAACUGCAUGGUCUAGCCAAGGUUCUUCUCCAUGGACAACAUCAAACCCACCUAAGUUCAACUCUGGCUAUGACUUCUGCUUGGGUCUGAGUGGUGUAGACGGGGACGUAAGAGCCUUAAGGGGUGACCUAGACGGAGGAAGAGAGGCAAGAGUGUCGAGGUACAGAGAGAAGAGAAGGACUCGUUUGUUUGCAAAGAAAAUUAGAUAUGAAGUGAGAAAGUUGAACGCAGAAAAAAGGCCCAGAAUGAAAGGUCGUUUUGUGAAGAGAACAUGCUUUGUGGGGGCGAAUGCUUUUCCUGCUUACCAAUGACAUCUAUCAGUUAACGGAUCCAUCUUUGCUAUUUCUGCAAAUUUGGAUCAAUACUUGGUUUGGCUAUAUAUGUACACAUAUAUAUAGCCUGUAUUAUAUUAAACUAGUAAUAAUAUUACUGGGCAGUCUUAAUUUUACUAGACUUGUUGCUUGGGAUAUUUCUGUUCAUAUAUAUCUCCGGCAGGUUUAGCAAUUAGUACUAAUUGACCAUCUUUCCUUCUCAGCAAACUCGGGUAAUCCAAUUUUUGAAGCCUUUUUGUUGUUUCCUAUUAAAAAUUCAAUUAUUCAAUGCCGAUGCUGUUAUUUUAGGUAUUUUAGGUUGCUGAUUAAAGUUACUGGUAUUGGCUUUUAUAUUUUUCUCUGGUGACCACUGUUCCUUGUUUUAUGUACAUGAAGAACAAAUUAAACAACAUGAGGAGCGUACCCAGAAUGCAUUACAAAUUUGAACAAAUUCAUAAAUAACCAAUCUUCUCAAGCUAUGUACUGCAUGAUGGGAAUAACUGAAGUUCAUUUCAAUUGCAAGGGAUGGGUUGGAAUAGUAAAUGUAAUUAAUUUGCUUUAAGUAUUUGUUUUUACACUUAGCCCUACAUUUGAAAUCAAUUAAAAGCUCCGUGGUUCAAGUUAAGAAGAUGUUUUUCUUUCAUAACUUCUUCAUUUGCUGUGUGAAGGCUCGAUAUUGUUAUAUACAAGAGAAUUUACAACAAUUUAUACCAUGCAUUUUGUCCUCCACCUCCUUCCU
This is a messenger RNA of Vigna radiata var. radiata (mung bean), 1970 nucleotides long. Its product is annotated as zinc finger protein CONSTANS-LIKE 16. Gene Ontology annotation, cellular component: nucleus. The record is from RefSeq and is a predicted model, not a curated record. NCBI's taxonomy places the organism in Eukaryota, Viridiplantae, Streptophyta, Magnoliopsida, Fabales, Fabaceae. Gene Ontology annotation, molecular function: zinc ion binding; protein binding. Gene Ontology annotation, biological process: regulation of DNA-templated transcription. Bases 122 to 1231 code for a protein of 369 amino acids. The transcript is spliced from 2 exons.